CCCGUGACCUCGCCGUGAACUUCCCUGACCUCCCGGUGACCCCCGCCCGAGGCCCCGCCCCCGUUUUUUGGCCCUUUCUUCUGCCCUUAGCAUGUUUUUAACAUGUUCGGGGGGGUGGGCGGGGUCACCGUGGAGUCCGGGGUGGUGGGGGGCGGCGCCCUGACCCCGCCAUGACCCCUCCUGCCCUCACCGUGACCCCCGCCCGAGGCUCUACCCCUGUUUGUUUACCUCGCUUAGUGUGUGCUUAGCAUGUUUUUACCAUGUGCGGGGGUCUGGGAGUCACCAAGGGGUCAGAGCGCUAAGCACACGCUAAGCACACGCUAAGAACAUGUUAAGUAUUGACGGUGCUGCGCGCUCAGUCCGCGCUGGGUGCUGCGGGCCAGGGAUUCCCUGAGUGCGACACGCUACGUCCUCACGCAGAACGCGUGACGCCGACCCGCGCGGUGCUGCACGCGAAGCACACGCUAAGAACACGCUAAGGGCUGACUCCGUGCUGCUCGCUCGGGGCCGAGUGCUGCGCGCUGAGUCCUCCUCGCUCGCUCCGUGCUCGGUGCUGGUGAAGUCCCCGGUGAGCACCCGGUGCUGGGUCCACGCUAAGAACAUGCUAAGAACACGCUAAGUACACGCUAAGCCCCUAGCGUGCUUCCUAGCGACUGGGGAGUGACUUAUGGUCCCGCUCUUAGUCCGCGGUGUCUGUCAAAUUGGUUUCCUAGCAAUGGGGGAGGGACUUCCGGUCCCGCUCUUAGUCCGCGGUGUCUGUCAAAUUGGUUUCCUAGCAAUGGGGGAGGGACUUCCGGUCCCGCUCUUGGUCCGUGGUGUCUAUCAAAUUGGUUUCCCAGCGACCAGGGAGGGACUUCCGGUCCCACUCUUGGUCUUGGGUGUCUAUGGAAUUGGUUUCCUAGGAAUUGGGGAGUGACUUCCGGUCCCGCUCUGAGUCCGUGGUGUCUAUCAAAUUGGUUUCCUAGCCAUUGGGGAGGGACUUCCGGUCCCGCUCUUGGUCCCUGGAUGUCAAUCAAAUUGGUUUCCUAGAUAUGGGGGAGGGACUUCCGGUCCCGCUCUUGGUCCUGGGUGUCUAUCAAAUUGGUUUCCUAGCGACUGGGGAGGGACUUCCGGUCCCGCUCUUGGUCCCUGGGUAUCUAUCGAAUUGGUUUCCUAGCCAUUGGGGAGGGACUUCCGGUCCCACUAUUGGUCCUGGGUGUCUAUCAAAUUGGUUACCUAGCAAUUCGGGAGGGACUUCCGGUCCCUCUCUUGGUCCCGUGGUGUCUGUCAAAUUGGUUUCCUAGCCAUGGGGGAGGGACUUCCGGUCCCGCUCUUGGUCCGUAGAUGUCUAUCAAAUUGGUUUCCUAGACAUUGGGGAGGGACUUCCGGUCCCGCUCUUGGUCCCUGGAUGUCUAUCAAAUUGGUUUCCUAGCCAUUGGGGAGGGACUUCCGGUCCCGCUCUUGGUCCUGGGUGUCUAUCAAAUUGGUUUCCUAGCCAUGGGGGAGGGACUUCCGGUCUCAUUCUUGGUCGUGGUUGUCUGUCAUAUUGGUUUCCUAGCAAUUGUGGAGGGACUUCCGGUCCCGCUCUUGGUCCCUGUUGUCUGUCAAAUUGGUUUCCUAGCCAUUGGGGAUGGACUUCCGGUCCUACUCUUAGUCAUGUGUGUCCAUCACGAGGGUUUCCUAGCGACCAGGGAGGGACUUCCGGUCCCGCUCUUGGUCCCUGGAUGUUUAUCAAAUUGGUUUCCUAGCCAUUGGGGAGGGACUUCCGGUCCUACUCUUAGUCAUGUGUGUCCAUCACGAGGGUUUCCUAGCGACCGGGGAGGGACUUCCGGUCCACGUCCUGAAUGGUUUGUCCGUCACGAGCGUGUCCUAGCGACCGGGGCGGGACUUCCGGGUUUACACGCUAACCUCACGCUAACCCCGCCCCCCGCAGGACCAUGUGGCUCCUCCCCUGCUGCUGCUGCUGCUCCUCCCCCCGGAGGCCCCGCCCCCGCCGCCGCCGCAGGCCCCGCCCCCCCGAGGCCCAACUUCGUGCUCAUCAUGGCCGACGACCUGGGCAUCGGCGACCCCGGCUGCUACGGCAACACGACGCUCAGGACCCCGAACAUCGACCGCCUGGCCCGCGAGGGGGUGAAGCUGACGCAGCACCUGGCGGCCGCGCCCCUGUGCACGCCGAGCCGCGCGGCCUUCCUGACGGGGCGCUACCCCGUGCGCUCGGGCAUGGCGUCGCACAACCGCGUGGGCGUGCUGCUCUUCGCGGCCUCCUCGGGCGGCCUCCCCCCCGGCGAGGUCACCAUCGCGCGGCUGCUGCAGGAGCGCGGCUACGCCACGGGCUCGAUCGGCAAGUGGCACCUGGGCCUGAGCUGCCGCCACCGGGCCGACUUCUGCCACCACCCGCUGCGGCACGGGUUCGACUUCUUCCACGGGGCGCCCCUGACCAACCUGCGGGACUGCCGGCCGGGCGCGGGCACCGUCUUCGGCCCCGGGGCCCGCUGGCUGGUCUUCGCCCCGCUGCAGGCCCUGUGCGCGGCGGGGCUGACCCUGGCGCUGCUGCGGGGCCUGGGCCUGGCCCGGGUGCCCCACGCCGCCUUCCUGGCCCUGGCGCUGCUGGCGGGCGCCCUGGCCGCCGCCUUCCUGGCCUUCCUGCGCUACUUCCGGCCCCACAACUGCUUCCUCAUGACCGGGUUCGAGGUCACGCAGCAGCCCGCCGCCUACGACCGCCUGGCCCAGCGCCUGGCCGCCCAGGCCGUGGGCUUCCUGGAGAGGCACGCGCACGCGCCCUUCCUGCUGUUCGUGUCCUUCCUGCACGUGCACACGGCCCACUUCGCGGGCGCCGACUUCGCGCGCCGCAGCCGCCACGGGGCCUACGGGGACGCGGCCGAGGAGAUGGACUGGAGCGUGGGUCAGAUCCUGGACGCGCUCGACCGCCUGGGCCUGGCCAACCACACGCUCGUCUACUUCUCGUCCGACCACGGCGCACACGUGGAGGAGGUCACGGCGCGGGGCGAGGUGCACGGCGGCAGCAACGGCAUCUUCCGGGGCGGCAAGGCCAACAACUGGGAGGGCGGCAUCCGCGUGCCGGGCCUCGUGCGCUUCCCCAUGAUGCUCCCCGCGGGGUCGGAGGUCGCGGAGCCCACGAGCAACAUGGACGUCUUCCCCGUGGCCGCCCUGGCGGGGGCCGGGCUCCCCCGGACCGGUGAGGUGAUUGACGGGCGCGACCUGAUGCCGCUGCUGCGGGGCCGGACCACGCGGUCGGCGCACGAGUUCCUGUUCCACUACUGCAACGCCUACCUCAACGCCGUGCGCUGGCGGCCGCCCAACGACACGGCCGUGUGGAAGGCCUUCUUCUUCACGCCCAAGUUCGACCCCGCGGGCGCCAACGGCUGCUUCUCCACGCACGUGUGCUUCUGCCACGGCGACCACGUCACGCGCCGACCCCCGCUGCUCUUCGACCUCUCGCGCGACCCCGGCGAGCGCCGGCCCCUGACCCCGGCCGCCGAGCCCCGCUACCACGCCGUCAUGGCCGCCGUGGCCCGCGCCGUCCGCGCCCACGCCCGCACGCUCGACCCCGCCGUGCCCGACCAGCUCUCGCCCGCCAACCUCGUGUGGAAGCCGUGGCUGCAGCUCUGCUGCCGCUCCGCCUCCGCCCUGGCGUGCCACUGCGCGGGCGACGAGGACGGCGGGGCGGGGCGCGGGCGCUGA
This is a messenger RNA of Peromyscus leucopus (white-footed mouse), 3681 nucleotides long. RefSeq names its product steryl-sulfatase-like. Lineage: Eukaryota; Metazoa; Chordata; Mammalia; Rodentia; Cricetidae. Gene Ontology annotation, molecular function: arylsulfatase activity. The record is from RefSeq and is a predicted model, not a curated record.